Molecule: messenger RNA, 537 nt
Organism: Bubalus bubalis (water buffalo)
Lineage: Eukaryota; Metazoa; Chordata; Mammalia; Artiodactyla; Bovidae
Gene: SDHAF4
Product: succinate dehydrogenase complex assembly factor 4
Exons: 3
Coding region: 100-405 (101 amino acids)
Source: RefSeq, a predicted model, not a curated record
CGUACCGCAGGGCCCGCCCCAGUCGCGGGGCGUGCCGGGACAACGCGACCCGCGAACACCUCAGGGCAGGCUGUUGCGGACGCCGCGGGAGCGGACGCCAUGGCUGCGUUAGGACUCGCUUCGUUGCUGGGCCGCGUCCCGGCUACACCGUGGAAAGCGGCAAGAUCACCCCUUCUGUGUAAUUCUUUGAGGAAAAUAAGUUCUCAAGGAGGAAAACCUGAACCUAGCAAACAACCUCUUAAGAAGCCAAAGUUACCAGAAGGUCGUUUUGAUGCGCCAGAAGAUUCCAAUUUAGAGAAGGAACCACUGACAAGCAAGAAUACUGAACUGGAUUGCGAUUUCUUUCUCCAGGGGAUCUCCCUGACCCAGGGAUCAAACCUGAAUCUCGUGUAUUUCCUGCAUUAGCAAGUGGAUGGAUUCUUUACCACUGAACCACCAGGGAAGCCUCAUACCUAUCAAUAAUUACUUUAAAUGUCAAAGGACUAAAUAAUCUAAAGACAUAGUGUGGCUAAUUUGAUUAAAAAUGAGAUCCUUCUA